Molecule: messenger RNA, 873 nt
Organism: Psilocybe cubensis
Lineage: Eukaryota; Fungi; Basidiomycota; Agaricomycetes; Agaricales; Agrocybaceae
Exons: 3
Coding region: 1-873 (290 amino acids)
Source: RefSeq, a predicted model, not a curated record
AUGUUCGAUAUCCCACAACCUCUUGAACCCGAUCCCAACGCAUACAUCGAGAGUUGCCCCAUAGUUGAAAUGCAGGAUUCAGCGUACGAUCUCGAGUACAUUAUUUCAAUAUUUUACGACAAUAUCAGACACCAUAUGCGAGAACCGAUGAAGUUUAAAGACAUCGCUGCCCUCUUACGCCUCGGGAAAAAAUAUGAAAUCGGACAUUUUCAAGACGAAGCGCUUCGACGACUGCGUCACGAUCUUCCAUCGACCUACAAUACAUGGGAAGCCCAACUUGGUUGGGUGUAUUGCCAGGAUGUUUGUCAAAUACUUGAAGUUUGGAAUUUUUACCCACAGAUAAUUUCUCUCGCCCACGAAAUCGGUCUGGAGACUAUUCUUCCAGCUGCAUACCUAUGUCUUAUACAAAGUCAGAGUGUCGAAAACAUCCUGCAGGGCAAAUUUCAGUGGGUUGGACAAACUUGCAAUAGAAGCGUACAAGAAUCGGAUCAAGAAACCACAAUUUACAGUUUUCCUCAAUCUGCUGUUCAUGCAUGCUUAAUAGGAAGGGAUAAACUCCUCUGCGAGAUACAGAAAACCUACAUUGACUGGUUCCAGACGGAUGUUGUGCUUCCUGGGGAAGACUGCACGACACCCUCUGAGUGCCAACAAGAAAAGGCAGAAACCUUAGCUUCGCUCACAGGGAUGAAAUUUUUUGAUGAUAUCAAGGCGAUGGAUUUUGACACCGACUUCAACACCGAGACGAGUGUUUGCUCCAGUUGUAAACGCUCCGUGAAAGAUGUAAUCCAACAAAAUCGUAUGGAGAUCUGGAGCCGUCUGCCUUCGAUAUUUGGACUGCCUGAUUGGGAAGAUCUCGAGGAUUUCGAUAUGUGA